This is a messenger RNA of Cinara cedri, 3018 nucleotides long. The record is from the annotation of a GenBank genome assembly. Lineage: Eukaryota; Metazoa; Arthropoda; Insecta; Hemiptera; Aphididae.
AGUGAAGCUCGAACCUUCUUUGUAUAUUUUAAUUCGUGCCAGUUCCCACGCGCUUUGUAGUAUACGUUUGUAUCUCUGAUCCUCGUUAUCAGUGCUCGUUCCACGCUAGUAUAUUUGUACUUACCUUAUGAUAGUAUAAUUGUCUAUAAAUCCGUCCACGCCCGUCCUGCCGUUUCCAGUCCUUUACAUCUCCAGUAGUAUGAUGUCAUGCACUAUCAUUGAUUACACCGAUAGAGUAACCACGAUUAAAGAUUUUUAAUCGUGAUAAUAACCCAAAAAAUUUAUCUUCUAUAGUGGAAAAAAUUAUUAAUCCUAAAAUAUUUGUUUUAAAAUUUGUUAUAAAUUUGAUUUUCUUGACACUUAUUCUGUCCAAUAAAGUUAUGUCGAAAGUGUCUUUUUCAACACUUGCGUACUGUAAGAUGGUCAGUCACGCUGCUAAAUAUCCUCAUUGUGAAGUGAACGGUCUAUUAAUUGCCGAUAAUGCGACUAAGGGCAAUAAAUUGGUCAUAACCGACGUCGUUCCAUUAUUUCACCAAUGUCUUCACGUUUCACCAAUGUCCGAAAUUGCUUUAACACAAAUAGAUCAAUCAGCAAGUUCAUGUGACAUGUACAUUGCCGGUUAUUAUUUGGCCAAUGAGACGUUAGACGAUUUAAGGUAAGUCUAACUUAUUAUGAUAAAACAAUAAUCUUUUACCGGCCACCUUUUUUUUCUUUGACAAUUUUUUUGUGUAUUUUAAAGGCACUAAAUACAAUAUUGCAAAUGCAAAUUAAUGCAGAUCAUUAGUUUCAAAGUUAUAGCCAUUUAAGGUUUUUCAAUUAUGAUAGCACAAUAGUAAAUGUGUUAUGUGGGAAACCUGUGGUACCAAGUUUAAAUACAGUUAAGGUCUACACAAUUUAUUAUUUUUAUAAAUAAAAUUGUUUAUAGUUUUACACUAUUUUUAAAAUUUAAACAAAAGUAACUCAAAUUGUUGUGCAAAACCACCUUGGGUAUGUAAAAUGACAAACUUCAAAUGGCUAUAACUUUGAAACUAAUGAUUUGCUCCAAUUUCCUUAUGCACUUUUAUUUUCAGUCCUUAAAAAAACUCUUAGUGAAAAUUGUCUGGUAAACUAGAAAUAUACUCUUAUUUGUGUUAAUACAAUUGAACAAAUUUAAUCUUCAAAAAUACACAUUUUUUAAUAAAACAUUUCAGUUUUGAUAAACCAGCUCAUAAAAUUAUGGAUAAGAUAGCUGAAAAUGAGGCAGAUGUCUGUAUGGUUGUGGUGAGUAAUGUUUUGUUUUGUCAAUCAAAACAAAGGUUGUUUUUAAAAUGUAUAAUAUAAUUUUCAGAUCAAUAAUCGAUUAAUGGGGAUAAAUCAUAAACAAAGCGCUCUAAUAGUACACACUCAACAAGAUGAUGGAAAAUGGAAACGUUUAAACAACUCAAAGUAUGGAUAUUCAUAUAAAUAAUAAAUAAUUACUAGUUAAUAAGUUAUUAAAUAAUUAUUUUUUGAAUAUUUAUUUAGUGUACAAAUUGAAAAUACAACAUUGGCAGCAGCAUCCGCCAUAUUACAACAGCAAUUAUACAAUAACUUGAUCGAUUUUGACAAUCAUUUAGACAAUUUGUCUUUAGAUUUUCUUAAUACAGAAUUUGCCAGUUGGGUUGAAAAAACAUCUGGACUCAAUAUGGGACGAAAGCUAGUGAUUAGUAAAUUGGUUUCUUGACAAUUAGAUUGGGAUGAUGGAAUGAAACAAAUUAAAUUUUGAUAUAUUGAUUUUAAAUUAAUAUUCAAUUUUGUUUCAUGGUAUCUAUACUAUAAUAUUUCUAUAGGGAAUUAUGAAAAAUAUUUAUAAAACUCUUAAUUCUUAUUAGCAAUUAUUAAAAAAUAUAUAGAGAUCCCACUUGGAAUUAAAAAUUUAAUAGAUUAUUAGUAUUUUUUAUGAAAGUAAAUUAUAACAUAAUCUUAAAAGAGUGUUUUUUUUUUUUAUUAUUAUUGUUAUUAUUAUUACUUCAGCUAUUUGUAAUAUUAUUUACGCUUUUAAUUGGGUUUUAAAAUAAUUUAUUUAACAUAAUUUUAUCUAUAAAUCAUUGUUAUUAAUAAGCUAUUUUUUGUAAAACAGUUUUUAAAAAACUGUUUGGGGUGAUAUUAUUUACUGCAAUUGUUUUAAAAUUUAAUUUAUUUUUCGACAACUAGAUUUUCGGAGUCUGCACACAAUUAAAAACUACUUAUAUUGGUUAUCAGUGUUGUAAAGUAUUAAAAUAAGUAAAUUAUAUUUAUUUUUUUUGAACCUUAUAUUAAAUACUUUUCAGAAAAAAAAAUUUGAAUACAUAUUGUAAAUAUUUUUUGUUUGUAUUUUUAUUCGCUAAAGAAAAUAUACUUUUUUUAAAAAUAUUUUUAAGUUUGUAAUUUAAAUCUUAAAUACCUAAUAGAUUUGUAUAGCUACAUAAUGAAUUUUAAACUAUAAUAAUAUAAAAAUUAUAGUGUUUAGGUUUUUUUUAAAGUUUAAAAAUUUAAAAUACAAUAUUUUAUUACCAAGUUAUAAUAAUUAGUAAUCAGUUUAUUUAAUAAAAUAUUAUGUCAUAAAAAAAUAACUUCCAUAACUAUUUGUCUAAAGCGAACAUACAUUAUCUGAAAAAAGCAAAUUAUUUCAAUAAUUAUUCUGAAUAAAAUUAUUUAAACUCAUUCAAAUAUAAAAUAAGGUGUUCUUUACAAGACUGCAGUAAUUAUCCACCAAUAAAAUACUGUACAGUAAACAAAACAUUUUAACAAUGUAAACAAUAGCAUACUGUUUACUGGAAAACUGCAUUACUAACAUUUACUUAGGUAUCUAUUAAAUUAAUGAUGAAAAAACUAAUUGAUCAAGAUUUUAUACAAUGUCAAUACGUGAAUACCAUAAUUGUAUAAUAUAAGUGUAAUUCAAAAUUAAAGUCAAAAUAACAUUUAAGACAUUAGUUUUUUUAUCAUAAAAUAAAAACUAUUGUACUGUAUAUUGUAUUGUGUCUGUUAUAUAUAUAAAUAUAUUUUUUUACUAGACUUAAG